GUAAGUAAUUUGUAUAUCUUUACACAAAAUAAACUACAAACACAUUCCAACUAUAAGAAGCUAAAGCAUUAAAAAUGGCUUCAAGAGCUUUGGUAACAACUGCUUUUCUCCUUACGUUAAAUCUUCUUUUCUUCACUCUAGUAUCCUCUACUAGUACCCCAAAAGGCUGCCCACCUCCACCAAAACCACCAUCACCAGGGUGCCACUGCACAUCACCACCAAAACCUCCAACUCCUUCAAAACCUUCAACACCUUCAAAACCUCCAACCCCUUCAAAACCUUCAACACCUACAACACCUUCAAACCCUCCCAAAGCCACUUGCCCAAAAGACACUCUUAAAUUGGCUGUGUGUGCUAAUUUGCUCAACAACCUUCUCCCCAUAGUCAUUGGAAGCCCAUCAAAGACACCAUGUUGUUCCCUCCUUUCUGGCCUCGCAGAUCUUGAUGCUGCAGUCUGUCUUUGCACUGCCAUUAAAGCUAAUGUCUUGGGAAUCAACCUCAACGUUCCUGUUUCAUUGAGCGUGUUGCUUAACUACUGUGGAAAGAAGUCCCCAUCCGGCUUCCAAUGCUCAUAGAUUUUGAAAGGUUAAAAUAAUAGAUUGUUGUGUUUUGGAAUGUUUUUAAUUAUGUUGAUGUGAUGUAAAGAAUCAUGUAGGAUAUGAUUUGAGAAUAAAUGUGUGCUUGUAUUUUGAGAUUUUAAUGAAUUUACAACAGUUCCAAAAGGUAAAUUUUACGAAA
This is a messenger RNA of Lactuca sativa (garden lettuce), 738 nucleotides long. Its product is annotated as 14 kDa proline-rich protein DC2.15. The record is from RefSeq and is a predicted model, not a curated record. Lineage: Eukaryota; Viridiplantae; Streptophyta; Magnoliopsida; Asterales; Asteraceae.